AUGCCUCAUACUAGUAUCGUGUUGAUUUUCUCCGCUGCCGUCGCAGUCGUGGCAAUUGUCGCCAAAGCUUUCACAACCCCAAAGACAAGGAUACACAGCAGUGUCAGCGCCGUCAGGACAUUACUGAGUCCUCCUGAUAUCCCCACUCACGCGUUAUUACGCGCAAGAUCCAUACCAAACCAGCGUUUGGUGAAGGCGCUCGGUAUAUCGAGCACCUUUGUCAGCGAUGAUACCGGCGUCCAUGACAACUUCACUCGCGAAGCGAAAGUCCUAAUAGGCGCUGUCAGCGCGAAAGAGGGAUGGUCAAGGCUUGUUGACAUCGCCGAAACCUGCGUGAACAGGUUCCUUAACGCAAAGAGCCUCGACUACGCCACCUUCGUGCAGUCUGUUACGCUCAGUAUCGUAUUGGCAGGUCUGUUGGGCACAGAUAUUGAAGAUCUUGACCCCGUGGACGUGGCAUUUGUGACAAAGGCCAUCAACGACCGUUGGGCACAAUCCAAAUCGAGCACUACUCUCACUGCAGAAGUGCUCGAUCGCAUCAACCAUCACAUCAUCAGAUGGGUUCCAGACCGAACUAAUCCUCUCAAUCUCAUCAUCCCCGCAUAUGAAACAAUGUGGCGCGUAACAGCAAUUGCGGUGGUAUAUUCUAACCGCGAUAGCGUGCUACGCGAUGCAUUUACCUCAUAUAAUGAGAACCCCACUGACGAUCAGUUCCGCGCCUUCGCAAACGAAGGGACAGGAGCGCAGCCUAGUGCAGAGGCAAUCAUCUGUGAGGUUCUCCGACUCCACCCCCCGACUCGUCACAUCACUCGUGCCGUGGUCGUCCCAUGGUGGAAGCGACCGUUCGUCCCAUCCACAGAUGUGGCAGACAUCGAAGAGGCACACAAAUCGCCUCUCUUCGGAAAUGAUCCAGAAUCCUUCAAUCCUAUGCGGUUUCACGCGAGCCAUGCCGCUCCUAAAAGGGACCAGCUGUAUGCCUUUGGGCACGGAAAGCUGAAGUGCAUAGCGGCAAGCUGGGCACCACCGGCUGCAGCUGUCAUCACCGCGAAGAUCAUGGCCAGAUUGGAUGACGUUGCGUUCAAGUUGCAGGAAGGACCAUGCAUUGGGAAAAGGGAGGGUUGGUCGAUCCAAAGAGUAUGA
This is a messenger RNA of Suillus plorans, 1140 nucleotides long. RefSeq lists its product as uncharacterized. Bases 1 to 1140 code for a protein of 379 amino acids. Lineage: Eukaryota; Fungi; Basidiomycota; Agaricomycetes; Boletales; Suillaceae. Gene Ontology annotation, molecular function: monooxygenase activity; heme binding; iron ion binding. The record is from RefSeq and is a predicted model, not a curated record. The transcript has a single exon.